UUGUCGGUGGCAGCCGCAGCGGCCGCAGCGAUCGAGGAGCAGUUCUACGCUGAUGACUUACUUCUCUCAGGUGACGAUGAGCACAGGAUCGCGCAGGUCGCCCUGGAGGUAGACAGAGUCCUGCGCACAGCUAACUUUCAUCUACACCAGUCUAAAUGGCGUUGGGUUCCCAGUAAUGAAAAUCCUGCAGAUUUGCUUUCAAGGGGAGUUUUACCAGACAAAUUGGUUAACUGCACAUCUACCUCUAAAUUCUGGUUUGAAGGUCCAACAUUUCUGAGUAAACCACAAGAACAUCCCGGCACGAGAGUAGUUCAAUGCAGCCUGAAUAGACAAAAACCAGUAAAGGCCGCAGUGCUGAUCUUUGGAGACCAGCUGGAGAUCAUCCAUGAUCCACAGCUGGUUACCGCAACAGAAGCGGCAGUACUUCUCAUUGCAGGAAAUUUAAAACUGGGAGUCGUGUCAGUUUACCUCGAGGGAGAGCAAGAUCCCUACCUUAGGCGAAUCCAAUCAGCUUGCGCAAAACUUCACACAAAUAACAUCAUAGUGGCUGGAGACAUAAAUGCUUGGAGCCGAUGGUGGGGAAGUAAUUCCGAAGAUGAAAAAGGCGCGGCAUGUAACACCUUCCUCAAUGAAAUGGAUCUCCAUAUUCUCAACACGGGUGACACGCCUACCUUCGAAACAUACAGAAGGGGAAGAAUUUGUUCGAGCAUAGUAGACGUCACUGCUUGCAGUUCGUCACUUCUCGGCAAUGUGGAGGACUGGAGAGUGGAGAGAAGCCUAAUUACAUCAGACCACAACGCGAUUAUGUUUACACUGCGCACCAAAGCGGUCUUGACACAAUUACGGCCCUGUAUAACGCGCAAAUACAACACCAGAAAGGCAAACUGGUCGGACUUCUCAACACGCUUUAGAUCCCUUCUAAAAGAAAGAGCCAUAACUCCCACACUAAUUGAGGAGGCGGAAAUCGAUGACGAUCUGGAAUCCAUCACAAUAGCCUACACAAAAGCAAUCCAGGAAUCUUGUGAUGAGACUAUUCCGAAGUGGGCAUGA
Molecule: messenger RNA, 1050 nt
Organism: Parnassius apollo (apollo)
Lineage: Eukaryota; Metazoa; Arthropoda; Insecta; Lepidoptera; Papilionidae
Source: the annotation of a GenBank genome assembly